AUGGGAGAUACAAAUUCGACUCUUAAGCAGCCCGAGCUGGUCCCGCUCAGUAAUCAGGUGGCGGGUCAUCCGGAUGGUGUUCAGAGCUUGGAGGGCGGGCGUCUGGUUGUCAAAGCUUGCCUGCCACGCGAGCUCGAGUUCUACGCAAAAGUGAAGCAAGCAGCUGCAGGGCUGGCUGGCUUGGAGAGUCGCCAGGUCGAACUGCUUGGGAGACUGCUCAAGGCAAUGCCAGAAUGCCAUGGAAGCUGGCAGGAGUAUACGGGAAGUCAAACGGCAGCGUCACCGUCAAAGGACGAAUCAGCUCGUAUUGUGAUGGAGAAUCUCACAUACGGCUACGAAAAGCCCAAUGUAUGUGAUAUCAAGCUGGGGACUCAGCUUUGGGACGAAGAGGCAAGCGAAGAGAAACGACAAAGGAUGGAAAAGGCAGCUGCUAGCACUACGAGUGGCUCGCACGGCAUUCGACUGACGGGAUGGCAGGUAUACGAUUCCGAGACGAACACCUAUCGCAGCGUACCAAAGACGUUUGGAAAGACGAUCCAUGCUGAACAUCUAGCUCUGGGGAUGCGAAUGCUUCUGGCAUGCCCCGAACAGGGAGAUGCUGAAGAAGCCGAAGCAUUGCUAGAGGGUACGAGCAUAUCUGAGGGUACAUCUCGUCAUCGUCUUGCCAGCUUACCAGAAGGGCUGGUCGUGAGGCUGCUGCGGGAUCACCUGAUCAACGACCUCGAGGAACUGUACGCUAUUUUCGCAGAGGUCGAAGUGCGAAUGCGAGGCGCAUCGUUGCUGAGCGUUUACGAGGGCGAUCCAGCUCGAUUAGAUGCCACGCUGAGCCGUGAUGGCUCACAUGGACAGGGCAGACCUCAGGUGCGCUUGAUCGACUUUGGCCACGCGACGAUUGUGCCUGGCCAAGGGCCGGAUCAAGGUAUUUUGCUUGGGCUGAGCACAGUGCUUGAAUUGGCAAGAAAGACACUCGAGAAGCUAGAGAGCAAGUCGAUGCAAGAGUAG
Messenger RNA from Mycosarcoma maydis (corn smut), 1002 nucleotides. RefSeq lists its product as uncharacterized. Gene Ontology annotation, molecular function: inositol hexakisphosphate kinase activity; inositol-1,4,5,6-tetrakisphosphate 3-kinase activity. The record is from RefSeq and is a predicted model, not a curated record. Bases 1 to 1002 code for a protein of 333 amino acids. The transcript has 2 exons. NCBI's taxonomy places the organism in Eukaryota, Fungi, Basidiomycota, Ustilaginomycetes, Ustilaginales. Gene Ontology annotation, cellular component: nucleus; cytoplasm. Gene Ontology annotation, biological process: phosphatidylinositol phosphate biosynthetic process; inositol phosphate biosynthetic process.